AUGUAUGGCCGUGGCUAUACUGUUUCUGACAAGAGUUGCAACGAACUUCUCUGCUCUUUCUCAGGCCCGAGCAAGAAGGGAGAAUGCACUAACUCUAAUGGCGUCAUGUCUCUUGGGGAGAUUAAGAACCUCAUCAAAAACAAGGGCCUCAAACCCAACUACUUGAGAGAUUCUCUGAUGAAGGAGCUUACUUGGGACGAUCAGUGGAUUGGCUAUGAUAAUGAGGAGACAUUCAAAGAUAAGAAGGCCUGGGCGGAUGGGCAAUGUUUUGGAGGCACUAUGAUUUGGAGCAUUGACUUCCAAGGCUCAAGCACUUCGGCCGAGCCGGUUGAGCAAAAUUCACCUGGUGAAAUCCCCAAGUCGCUCCUCAACAAGAAGCUUCCAAACUGCAAGUCCGGCGAGUCUUAUGACGCUAUCAAGGAUAUGGGCACGUUUUGGUAUAAUUCUGGUGCUGAGCAGUGGGCAGACGAAUACAUCAACUCUCAGCCGGAUCAUUCCAAUUGGGCACAGAACCUGUACCGCGAGCUAUUCCCGAAGAAGGAUCACACCAAGUUCUCUUGUCAGGAGCCUGGUGCUCCUUGCGAUCAUGAUUUAACAUGCGACGACUUCAAUGCGAUCGACAAGGGUGGACUGUGGUAUCUUUUCCAGUCCAUGGCCGCAUUCCACAGCUUCAUGUCGCAGCUUUCUAUCGAGUUCGAUCAGUCUAUUGGUAUCACGUCCGACCAGAUUGGCACCAUGAGACAAUUGCUUGGCAUUAAGAGUGGCGCACCAAAGGCACCUCUCGACCUAGCCUCUAUUCUCGGUGCAGCUUUCAGUAUCGGAAGUGCCCUUGCCACACCAGCUGCAGCCGUUGGAGGUCCUUUAGCAGGCAUCAGUGGUGUCAUGUACAUGGUCUCGGCUACGGGAGAUUCCGGCGGUUCUGAUGAUGCAGUGGAAGCGACGGACACGAUCCGGGGACUACUUGCCAUUGUCGCUAAGCAGGGCUUCGCUAACAUCAAGGCAAUUGUGGCCUCAACUUUUGGCAAGCAAGGCCACAAGCAGACUGACAUCCCCGAACUUAUGCGCGUCGGGGGUGUCAAAAACCCGGCGGUGUCCGUCUUCGGUUGGGGAUCUUGGCUGAGGGACCAUCCCCUCAACAAUUUGGACGACGUGAUAAGCAAAAUGAAGACCAACUUGGACCAGGCGCUCAUCUGGCAGAUGGCCAGGCAAUUUCGAGGAGCCUAUGUCGUCGUCAGAGACGACCUUCCCGUCGACAAGUGCACGAACCCGAACAAUGCUUGGGAGGCAAACAAAAACCGCUGCCUCGACAUUCUUGCCUGGUACCCCAAGAAGGUCUCUCAAACCCUUGGCGGGAAUAAGGACAUGGAGGCUUUGUGGACCGACUGGAACAUGGACAAACUCGGAACCCUCCGCAACGCCGUCGAAUGCUGGGAGAAUAACAAUGGCCACAUCGGCAAGACGGGCAUCCGCGAGGGCAGCUGGGCAAGCGAAACGCCCCCACCCUGCUUCUUUGCCAUGCCUGUGCUCAAGGGUAACUACAGCGAUGUCUCCAAGGGGUCAAUAUGGAUGGCAGGCAAUUUCCCCGGCCAGGAGGGUCAGGCUGGUCUGUUGUGGCCCAAGUCCAAGUGCGAAGAUGGUAACAAGGAGCUGCACCGAAACCCGUUCAAUACCAAGUCUGACUACAAGUGCGCCGAAUUUGAUCUCACCAAAGAUCUCAUGUAG
Colletotrichum lupini is the source of this 1722-nucleotide messenger RNA. RefSeq lists its product as uncharacterized. The coding region runs from base 1 to 1722 and encodes 573 amino acids. Gene Ontology annotation, biological process: carbohydrate metabolic process. The transcript is spliced from 6 exons. The record is from RefSeq and is a predicted model, not a curated record. NCBI's taxonomy places the organism in Eukaryota, Fungi, Ascomycota, Sordariomycetes, Glomerellales, Glomerellaceae.